This is a messenger RNA of Trichomonas vaginalis G3, 276 nucleotides long. RefSeq lists its product as uncharacterized. The record is from RefSeq and is a predicted model, not a curated record. The coding region runs from base 1 to 276 and encodes 91 amino acids. Lineage: Eukaryota; Parabasalia; Trichomonadida; Trichomonadidae. The transcript has a single exon.
AUGGCAAACUAUGGUCAAGUGCCAACAGAUGUACAAAUGCAAACUGCCAUGUCAAAUGACGCUGCGUUAGGUUUGCCACCAUGGUAUGCAAAUAUGAGAUGGAAAGAGUUUUAUACAAACCCUGAAGUGGGAUAUAAACAACUUUAUGCAGAUGACGCGAACACAGGAGUUGACCCAGAAUAUGUUUUCUACCAGAGGAGAAACAGAAUGUAUGAGCUCCAGUUAAAGAAUGCUAUGGAACUCAACAGGAAACGUAAGAGACUAGGCGGACAUUAG